AUGAACACCCCACCCCUGUUGCGAAUCAAAACAGUUACGGGGUAUUUCCUCCAGGAUGACCCCAUUACUGAUCCCGAUACUUUCGACUACGUAAAAUCAAACUUCGGACUCAUCGAAAAACACUACGACGAGCACCUCGGGGUGGAACAGACUGACAGCCAGUGGCGGCGCUUUGACACCCACAUUCAACGGCUGAACGCCAGCGAGACCAAAAAGCUCAAAGUUCUCUUCCUCGGACGCCACGGCGAGGGCGUCCACAACGUUGCCGAGCGCAAGUAUGGCACCCAGAAGUGGAAUGAUUACUGGUCUCUGCAAGAUGGAGACGAGAACGGCAACUGGGUCGAUGCUCGUCUUACUGAACAGGGCAGAUACCAAGCAAACGUUGCACAUGCAGCUUGGGAGCAGCAGAUCGAGGCUGGCAUCCCGUCACCGCAGUCCUACUACGUGAGCCCCCUGAACCGGUGCCUUGAAACGGCGCAGAUCACGUUUCAAGGACUUCCGAUCCCUGACACGGCCCCUUUUAAGCCGACCAUUAAAGAGCUCCUCCGUGAAACGAUGGGUCAGCACACCUGUGACCGUCGCUCAGUGGCUUCGGAAAUCGCUAAAGAGUAUCCGGAGUACCGAUUUGAAGCAGAAUUCUCCGAGGAAGACAAGUUGUGGAAUGCCAAGGUCCGCGAGUCAAACAAGCAUCGCAAUGAUCGCCUUCGCUGUCUUCUGAAUGAUGUAUUUGCUCACGAUGAUCACACAUACAUUUCGUUAACGGCGCACUCAGGUGUGAUCACUAGCAUUCUGGAAGUUGUGGGCCAUCGCCGCUUUGCCUUGGCGACUGGUGCAGUGAUUCCUGUGCUCGUUUCGGUGGAAAAGGGGUCCCAGUCGCAGCCAGAGUCACAGUCAUUGUAG
Penicillium digitatum Pd1 is the source of this 900-nucleotide messenger RNA. NCBI's taxonomy places the organism in Eukaryota, Fungi, Ascomycota, Eurotiomycetes, Eurotiales, Aspergillaceae. The record is from RefSeq and is a predicted model, not a curated record.